UCCGGAAUCUCCCUCAAUUUUAUGUACCUAUUGAAAUUGGAUUUGUCAGGAAAAUGCUAUAUUAGCCCGAAUAAGGCCCCAUGUGCCUUAUUAUCAGGGAUACCCUUCAUCAUGGUCGGGUUUUAUCAUAGAACUUUCUCUAUUGAGACCACCCUUCUAUCACCCCUCUGCCGCUCCUCAACCUCCACCCCUCUAUAUGUACCACUCCUCUAUACUACCCUACCACCCCUAUAUGGUACGGGGGAAGGAGGGGUCUUUAUUACAAGACUCUCUAUUAGAGCCCUUUUCUAUUACAGGACUGGGGACUCCUUUAUAGGAAAUACGGUAUGUUAUCAUUUCAAAAAUCAUAACGUCAUUCUACGCAAAAAUUUUUGCUUCUUUUUUUAA
Molecule: messenger RNA, 387 nt
Organism: Meloidogyne enterolobii
Lineage: Eukaryota; Metazoa; Nematoda; Chromadorea; Rhabditida; Meloidogynidae
Source: the annotation of a GenBank genome assembly